AUGAGGAAGAAACCUCUCUCCACGCUGUGUGAAUGCCCAGCGCAUGCAGGACAAAGGCGGCUUCUUCUGGGCUCGGUAUUUCUCGAGCCCGAGCAGGGAAUCACUCAUCUCCGUACUCCUCCUUUUCAUCCAAGUUCUAAUGGACAAGCGGAACGUUUCGUCGACACCUUCAAGCGAUCACUUUCAAAAAUCGAAGCAAAGGGGAAAGUCAAGGAACAUCUUUGGAUCUUUCUUCAAUAUUAUAGGUCAACUCCAAAUCCUAAUGUUCCAAAUCAUGUCUCCCCAGCUGAAGCUUUGUUUGGAAAAUCAAUGUGGACGACUUUAGAUCUUUUUAGGCCCACAGAGAAUUUGACUCUUCAACUUAAGAAGUCAGACAAAUCUCUAUCUAAACAAAAGCAAGAGGAACAGUACAAUCGGAGACAUGGAGUGAAAUCCAAGAUUUUUGAACCAGGAAUGAAAGUUUACGUUCAAAUUCACACUUACAAUAAAUGGUCUUGGAUUCUUGGAGAAAUAAUCGAAAAAGUUGGAAGAGUUAUCUACAACAUUUUGGUCAAUACCCGAAGUCGAUUGGUUUGA
Messenger RNA from Mycetomoellerius zeteki, 576 nucleotides. RefSeq lists its product as uncharacterized. Gene Ontology annotation, molecular function: nucleic acid binding. The coding region runs from base 1 to 576 and encodes 191 amino acids. The record is from RefSeq and is a predicted model, not a curated record. NCBI's taxonomy places the organism in Eukaryota, Metazoa, Arthropoda, Insecta, Hymenoptera, Formicidae. The transcript is spliced from 2 exons.